GCUGAUGAUGGCAGAACAUUCUUAGCACCACUUGAGAGACUAAAGCUUGAAUAUACAGUUCGUGGUGAGCAAAGGAGUUUGUUUGUGGUGGCUAAGUCAAUUGCGACCACGCAGGGUUUGACAGGAUUCUGGAAAGGUAAUUUGCUCAAUGUUCUCCGAACCGCUCCUUUCAAAGCCGUCAAUUUUUGUGCCUACGAUACGUAUAGAAAGCAAUUGCUUAGAAUCGCUGGGAAUCAAGAAGCUACCAACUUUGAAAGAUUCGUUGCUGGAGCUGCUGCUGGGAUUACUGCUACUGUACUCUGCUUGCCACUUGACACUAUACGAACCAAACUAGUUGCUCGGGGUGGAGAAACCUUGGGCGGAAUCGCUGGAGCUUUCCGGUAUAUGAUCCAAAACGAAGGGUUGUUUUCACUCUACAAGGGUCUAGUUCCUUCCAUAGCAAGCAUGGCUUUGUCAGGUGCAGUUUUCUAUGGCGUUUACGACAUCCUUAAAUCAUCUUAUCUGCAUACACCAGAAGGCCUGAAAAGACUGAAAGACAUGAAGCAGCAGGGACAAGAAAUCAAUGCUCUAGACCGGCUCGAGUUAGGACCCAUCAGAACUCUCAUGUACGGUGCUGUUGCUGGUGCCUGUACUGAAGUAGCCACUUAUCCGUUCGAAGUAGUGAGACGGCAGCUUCAGAUGCAGAUGGGUAAAAACAAGCUCAAUGCUUUAGCUAUGGGAUUCAAUAUCAUUGAGAGAGGAGGGAUCCCAGCUUUAUACGCUGGACUUUUACCUAGCUUGCUCCAGGUAUUGCCUUCGGCUUCAAUAAGUUACUUUGUCUACGAGUGUAUGAAGAUAGUACUUAAAGUAGAAUGACAAGUUUUCAAGAUUAAGAUU
Camelina sativa (false flax) is the source of this 876-nucleotide messenger RNA. The record is from RefSeq and is a predicted model, not a curated record. Lineage: Eukaryota; Viridiplantae; Streptophyta; Magnoliopsida; Brassicales; Brassicaceae.